This is a messenger RNA of Gamsiella multidivaricata, 2988 nucleotides long. RefSeq names its product Metalloenzyme, LuxS/M16 peptidase-like protein. The transcript has 6 exons. Gene Ontology annotation, biological process: peptide catabolic process. Lineage: Eukaryota; Fungi; Mortierellomycota; Mortierellomycetes; Mortierellales; Mortierellaceae. The record is from RefSeq and is a predicted model, not a curated record. Gene Ontology annotation, molecular function: metalloendopeptidase activity; metal ion binding. Gene Ontology annotation, cellular component: cytosol; mitochondrion. Bases 1 to 2988 code for a protein of 995 amino acids.
AUGGCAGCAGCAACAGCAGCAGCGAACCAAGUCCUCCCAGAGGGGUACGUCCUCAGUGAGAAGGGAACCUAUGCCGACUUUACAAAACCAAUUGAAAAGUCCCUCAAUGACGAUCGUCAGUAUCGAUUGAUCCGACUCAACAACGAUCUGGAGGUACUUCUCAUCCAGGACCCCAACGUCGAUAAGUCCGCCGCAGCAUUGGAUGUCCAUGUUGGUCACUUGAGCGAUCCUAAAAACUUGCAAGGAUUGGCGCAUUUCUUGGAGCACCUGCUCUUCAUGGGAACCGCCAAGUAUCCCAAAGAAAACGAGUACAGCGAGUUCUUGUCCAAGCACUCUGGAAGUUCAAACGCCUUCACAGGUCUCGACAACACCAAUUACUACUUUGAGGUCGGUCACGCCUAUCUCGAGGGCGCAUUGGAUCGCUUUGCCCAGUUCUUUAUUUCGCCUGCGUUCAGUGAGAACUGUAAGGAUCGUGAGUUGCGCGCCGUGGACUCGGAGCACAAGAAGAACCUGCAAAGUGAUAGCUGGCGACUCUUUCAGCUCGAGAAAAACCUUUCGAGCCCCGAUCACCCUUACAGUCAGUUUGGAACUGGCAAUCUGGAGACGCUGCAGGACGCACCCGGCCGUGAGGGGAUCGAUGUACGUGACGAGUUAAUCAAAUUCCAUUCAAAGUAUUAUUCUGCCAACAUUAUGAAGUUGGUCAUCCUUGGUCGAGAACCACUGGAUCAACUUGCAGAGUGGGCCACUGAAAAGUUUUCAGCGAUCAAGAACCUUGGUAUCAAACCCCCUGCCAGCACUAACCCCCCAUGGACGGCCAAGGAGCUUUUGAGGACGACCUAUGUCAAGCCUGUCAAGGAUUUUAGGUCAUUAGAAAUCAAGUUUCCUUUCCCAGACCAAUAUCCAUACUACACAAUCCACCCAGCUCGUUACCUCACCCAUGCCAUUGGGCACGAGGGAAGCGGAUCUAUUUUGUCUCUGCUGAAGAAGAAGGGUUGGGCCAACAAUUUGUCCGCUGGCACUUCGCAUGGGGGGAUUGGGUUCGAAUUCUUCAAGAUCACGGUUGACCUCACCAAGGAGGGCCUUGCGCACUACGAAGAUGUUACCCUCAUCAUAUUCCAGUAUAUCCAGAUGCUUCGUCAUGAAGGUAUCCGGCCUUACAUCUGGGAUGAGAUCUCAUCUUUGGCGGCCACGUCGUUCAGGUUUAAGGAAAAGUCGCCCGCUGCUGGGUACUCCUCCCGCCUGGCCGGCGUCAUGCAGCGUGGAUAUGCACCCGAGUGGGUUCUCUCGGGCUCAUACUUGAUCCGCGACUCAGAUCCCAACAUGAUCAUGGAGUGCAUCAACUCUCUCAAGAUCGAUAACUGGAAGAGCCAUCUGGUCACGCAAGACGCGUCCAUUGUACCUGGCGGGGCUUUCGAUGAGACUGAGAAGUGGUAUGGCACAGAGUACCAUGUCGAGCAGGUGUCUUCUACCCUCUUGGAGAAACUUCAACAUCUCGAACCCAACCCCGAACUGCAUCUUCCAGUGCCGAACGACUUCAUUCCGGAGAACUUUGAGACCAACAAGGUUCCUACGGCAACACCUCUCAAGACCCCAGUCUUGUUAAAGCACACUCCUCUGACGAGGAUCUGGCAUAAGAAGGACGAUGUCUUCUGGGUCCCCAAGGUCAGCAUGUACUUCCAACUCAGGUCGCCUCUGUCUUACUCCUCACCCAGCAACAACGUCAAGACCCAGCUCUACGUCAGCCUUCUCAAGGAUGCCCUGAACGAGUAUUCGUACGAUGCUGAUUUGGCAGGACUCUCGUACUCGCUUGACACGACCGUCGAGGGUAUGAUCCUGAGCGUCGAAGGAUACAACGACAAGGCCCAUGUGCUGCUGCAGAAGGUGGUUGAGAAGAUGAAGAACCUUGAGAUCCAGCCUGACCGAUUCCGUCUAAUCCAGGACCAGAUGGAGAGGAUGUACAAGAAUUUCAAGCUGGAGGCGCCCCAUCAGCACGCGAUGUACUACAUGUCGUACCUGACCCAGGAGAAGCUGUGGACUCAGGAAGAAAAGUUGGCGGAGCUCAAGGACCUCACUCCCGAGGACAUCCAGGUGUUCUACCCGGCCCUUCUUUCCCGUCUUCAUAUCGAGGGACUUAUCCAUGGAAACAUGGCCGCCGCUGAAGCACUCAAUGCGGGGACGAUUAUUGAGGAGGGACUUUCGCCCAAGACGCUUGUCCCCUCGGAGCUGCUCUCGCAACGUUCGCAUAUCUUGCCCGAGAACUGCAAGGCUGUUUAUAAGCGCGAUGUGCCGGACCCCAACAACGUCAAUUCUGGAGUCGAAUACUAUCUCCAGAUCGAGGACGCGAUCAGCACGCAGAGCCGAGCGCGCAUCCAGAUCAUGGCGCAGAUCAUCAACGAGCCCUGCUUCAACCAGCUCCGGACGAAGGAGCAGCUGGGUUACUUGGUCUUCAGCGGAGUGCGCAAGCAGACUGGUGCGAUUGGACUCCGGUUCAUCCUGCAGUCGGAACGCGAUCCCGUGCAUCUCGAAAGCCGGAUCGAACACUUCUUGGAGUCGAGGAUGAAGAGCUACUUGGACGAGAUGACGACAGAGGAGUAUGAGAAGCAGGUGAACUCGCUGAUCCAGAAGAAGCUCGAGAAGGACAAGAACCUGAGACAGGAAACCUAUCGGUACUGGGGACAGAUCGUCUCGGGUUACUAUGACUUUGACGAGAUUCAGGAUGAGGUUGAGGAGAUGCGGCGGACGACCUUGGAUAUGACGAGGGAUUUCUUUGCGACCUCGAUCUUGCCUUCGGCCCAUAAGGCUAAGAAGUUGUCGGUACACCUGCGCUCCCAAAAGGUCCCCCCAGUCGUUGCAGACGAGGGUGAGGAGCCGGCCAAGUUGAGAGAGGGAAAUGUGCUGAUUGAGGACGUGAUCGGGUUCAAGGCUGGACUGGAACUGAGCAGGGCUCCGUACCCUGUCGCAGACCUGUUGAGAUAUUCCAAGUUGUAA